CUUCCCCCAAACUCCAUUUUUAACCCUUCUCUCUACCAUAUCUCUCCCCAUUCUCCACCAAAUCAACCCAUUCCUCCACCAAAAUACUCCCCUCACUCUCCUCUCCAUAUCUAUACCCAUAAAUCCCAUCUUCCCCAAACUUCCACCAAAUCCAUAAAAAACCCUACCUCAUUCGAAUUUGAGCUCCAAAGCUUCACAAAUGGCUCCAAGGAAGCAAAGGGGAGAAAGUUCAAACUCCAUGGCACCUAUUCCCGGCUUUGAGGACAUAAUUCCCGCCGAUAACGAGCACCGGGCUAGACUCCUCUCCACGAUUAAAAGGCAAGUAAAACCUUCCCGUUUCCUAUGCCAUAAUGCUCUCCAUGAAUUGGGUGUUUAUAAGAUGAUGAAAAAGUUCUUUCAUGAGUUGAGUAUGGAUCGUAUCUUCAAAAUGAAAUACAAUUCGAAUGAAAGAAUUAUAUAUGAAUUCAUAAGCUCGGUGCAAUUUGAGAGUGAUGAAGAUGACUUUAGGGAUGACAAGCUCAAGUUUCGUUUGUUCAAUCAAAAUUAUUCUAUUACAAAACUUGAGUUUGCCGAACACUUUGACAUCCCCGUGCCUUACGAGAGAACCAUCUCGGAUACCACCAUUUUUGGGCACUCCCUAUGGACAAAGAUGACCGGGGAAGUGAAAUUUAGUUCAUCCCAAAUGUACAUUAGUCAUGUCCAACACCCCGUCCUCCGGUUGUUCUUGAAAUUCUUAGCCAAUUGCUUGCUUGGCCGUCCCAACAACCAUCACACUCGAAUCGGGGACGUGUGCUUAAUGUCCGUGGCUUUAUUCCGUCGUCACGUGGAUUUUAAUUUGUGCAAUCUCAUGUGGGCACAUUUGAAAAAAGAAAGCUUAGCAAAAGGGGCCAUAGUUGUGGGGGGAGUGAUAAUGCACUUGGCAAGUAAGUUCGGGUAUACGGACAACUCUCCUAUACCCGACUUUUGCUUGAUGGAUAUGGGUUGGUUAGGACGCUCAGGAUGUACAUCUUUCUCCCAUACGGUGUAUAUUGGAGACCAACCCAAAAACAUGUACAAUUGGGUCAUUCACGUACAGCCUAACCAAUAUUUCCUAAUGCCAAACCCGGACACCCCCAAACUACGCUACAAACCGGAGUUCGAGGAGCCUCACUACCUUUUCCCUCACGCCCUUCGACCACAUCUCCAAGAACCCGACGCCCAAAACCCCCCCGAAGAUCAACACGACCAAGAACAACAAGAGCACCCAGAACCCGAGGAUGCACCUCACCCCAUGCUCGAAUACAACCAAGCCCCACCACCCCCCGAUUACUUCCAACAAUUACUUGACGGGUUCGACAGAGUUACCAAUGAAGUUGGUAAGUAUCGGGAGGAACAAAGGGCGGGAUUUCAAAGACUAGAAGAGCAAAGGGCCGAAGACAACCGACGGUAUGAAGAGGAUCAACGUAGGUUCUAUGUACCCAUGUACUCUUACAUGGCUCAUCAAGGCCAAUUCCACACCAUGGCUCAACCACCACCACCCCCCUCUUGGUAUGACCCCACUCAAUGGGGUAAUUUUGGAGGAUCUAGCUCCGGGGGUGGAGGUUUUGAUGGCGGGGAUGACGGCGGCGAUACCCACAUGGGCGAUGGGAGCUAUGGAGGAGGCUUUGGAGGCGGCUUCUAUGGCGGAGAAGGCGGGCACUAGGGACCGUGCUUGAUCUAGGUGUGGGGGAGGAGACUAAUCAUGGAACUCAUUUGAUCUCUUUAGGAGAAAGAGGAGAAAGCAAAGAAGAAGAGGCAAGAAGAUGGAGCAUAGAAGAUCAUAAAACCCAAGAGAAAAAUGUUGUGUGUAAAAUCAUUCUCUUAUUUCUUGGUGGUCUUAGUUCCUUUCUUUCUUGAACUCAUGAAAUGAUCUUAAACUAUUUGAAACAUUUGACUUUACUCGAGGACGAGUAAAGAGCUAAGUGUGGGGG
Molecule: messenger RNA, 1949 nt
Organism: Cuscuta epithymum
Lineage: Eukaryota; Viridiplantae; Streptophyta; Magnoliopsida; Solanales; Convolvulaceae
Source: the annotation of a GenBank genome assembly